This is a messenger RNA of Serendipita indica DSM 11827, 2625 nucleotides long. The record is from the annotation of a GenBank genome assembly. Lineage: Eukaryota; Fungi; Basidiomycota; Agaricomycetes; Sebacinales; Serendipitaceae.
AUGGCAGCGGCUCACAUCUACACUCCGCUGUCUCAGGCAGACUAUUCCUCUAGAAUUAACUUGCCCCAUAUACCUCACCGUAAUCGACAACCACAACAGGUUGGACGACCAAUCGACUCGAGUUCGGAUGACGAGGAUGAAGACGAGACCAAAUACCCGGCUUUGGCUGCUGAUGAGGAGGCAGAGCCAUAUGGUCUCCAAGAUGGAGUGGAUGCUCGGCCAAAGGUGCUGAGAUACUUUGUAUGGACCCUCGUUGGCAUAUUGGUCUCUGCAACUCUCUUGGGAAUUGUUGCAGCGAGGUCCUAUAAUGGUGCCAAAUUCCGUAUCAAAGGUCGCAAGCACAUUGAGAUGGACCACGUCUUCAACGGCACCUUUUGGCCCGAAUCCAAGAGUGUUCACUGGGUACCAGAAGCCGGUGACGGUGUGUUCUCCGUGGACGAGUCCGGGGAGAUUCUACUUGUCGACCUUAAGACAAACAAAACAACGUCUCUCGUAAAGCGUGAGGCAGUCAAGGACGAGCGAGGGCGACCACUCAUUUGGGACGAAUGGAAGCUUUCCCCAGAUGCCAAAUAUAUCCUCUUCCAAGCAGAUCGCGUCAAGGGGUGGCGACACUCUUCUUUCGGAAAUUACUACGUUCACGAUCUUACUCAAGGGGUAACAAAGCCCCUGGUGGCUCCGACGGAUCCUCCUGUCAUCUCUUAUGCAACUUGGGCCCCAACGCGAAACGUGGUCUCCUUUGUUGCGAACAAUGACCUCUACGUCGUACCAUCACCCGGAGCCGCAUCUGUCCGCAUCACCGAAGGCGGUAACAGCACGAUUUUUCACGCAAUUCCAGACUGGGUUUACGAGGAGGAGGUCUACGGCUCCAAUUAUGCAAUGUGGUGGAGUACCGACAGCUCCAAGAUAUCCUUCCUGAGGUUUGAUGAGACCAACGUGGACGACUUUACAUAUCCGAUUUACAAUCCGUCUGAUGUGGACGCCAGUACGGUAGUUCCAUAUCCGAAGCAAAUUGCCAUGAAGUAUCCAAAGCCCGGAUACAACAAUCCGGUUGUCACCGUUCACCUCUUCGACCUUGGAACCUAUACAGAGGCUGGUGAAGGUGUGAACGCCCCAGCUCCCGGAUCCCACACGUAUCAAUUGUCAUGGGAUGGUCAACGUCCCAGUGACGACAGCAUCAUUCAAGAGGUAGCAUGGAUAGACGAUGAAACGCUCAUCAUCAAGGAGAUCAAUCGCUCUGGUGACACGGGUAGUGUGAUUCUUUUUGAUGCCUCCCGCCCAACAAAGAAGGGCCGAGUUGUUCGUCGGCUUGGUAAACAUGGUGAGGAAGGUGAUGAUGGGUGGAUUGACUCGUCCCAGCGUGUCUAUCCUCUAGGAGACCAAUAUGCAAGAGCAACGUCGUAUUUGGACGUCAUUCCAAAUAAAGAGGGAUACAAUCACAUUGCACUCUUCAGCCCGGCAGAUUCUAGCACACCGAUCUGGCUCACCUCAGGAUCAUGGGAAGUAACGAGUGGGAUUCUCGGCGUUGACACUAAAAAGCAACUCGUAUACUUCCUGGCUGCUGCACCAUCAUCGAUUGAUCGCAACGUAUAUUCAGCAGAGCUACCUGACCACAAAGCAGCACCUUCUGAUCCGAAAAAACCAAAGGCACUUACGGACGACCAGAAACCCUCAUACUUUUCCGCGAGCUUCUCGCCUCAGAGUGGAUUCUACCAGUUGACUUAUUCCGGCCCAGAAGUUCCGUGGCAGAAAGUGCUGCAAGUCGACAAGCCUGAAUUUAAAUACGACCUCACGGACAACAAGGACUUGAGUAAAAUCUCGGACCAGUUCCAGAUGCCGUCCAUUGUACGGUCUACGAUCAUGAGCGAUGGAUAUGAGCUCAACACUAUGGAAAUCAGACCUCCUUCCAUGGACGAAAGCGGCCGUACAAAGUACGCUGUCCUCUUCCGCGUUUACGGAGGUCCAGCGUCCCAGAUGGUGUCAACAAGAUGGGAGCGGGAUUGGCAUCACUACCUUGCUUGCUCACUCAAGUAUAUUGUCGUCGUCGUAGACGGCAGAGGCACAGGCUUCAAGGGUAGAAAGCUUCGAAAUCCAAUCCGAGGGAAUCUGGGGCAGCAUGAGGUGCAAGACCAGAUCAAUGCGGCGAAGCACUGGAAGUCGAAGCGCUAUGUCGACUCACGUAGAAUUGGAAUCUGGGGAUGGUCGUACGGUGGCUUUAUGAGCUCCAAAGUUGUCGAAGCCGAUGCGCGCGUCCACAGUCUUGCUAUGGCUGUGGCACCAGUCACCAGCUGGCGGAUGUACGACUCCAUUUACACGGAACGAUACAUGGGGUUACCCAAAAAUAACCCUGACGGUUACUUCAACGCUUCAAUCACGGGCAUGGAAGGUUUCAAACAUGUUGACUUUCUUUUGGCGCAUGGGUCGGGCGAUGAUAAUGUCCAUUUUGCAAACUCUGCGCACUUGCUAGAUAUGUUCACUGCAGCCCAGAUACGGCGGUUCCGGUUCCGAAUGUUCACGGACAGUAAUCACAAUAUUGCGACACGUGGCGCGUAUAGAGAAUUACAUGAAUGGAUGACUGAGUUCUUACUGGAGAAGUGGGGGCGUGGAGGAUAUCUAAGGGGUUGGUGA